This is a messenger RNA of Fundulus heteroclitus (mummichog), 2645 nucleotides long. It is a transcript of the gene hspa12a, whose product is annotated as heat shock protein 12A. NCBI's taxonomy places the organism in Eukaryota, Metazoa, Chordata, Actinopteri, Cyprinodontiformes, Fundulidae. Bases 404 to 2380 code for a protein of 658 amino acids. The transcript is spliced from 14 exons. The record is from RefSeq and is a predicted model, not a curated record.
UGGGAGGGGCGGUCAGCAGAAGCAUCGAGUCUGAGCUCCAACAUCCUGUCUGUUGUAACGCGCCGCCCUCUCUUCACGUUUAUCCCCCAGACCCAAAAGCUUUUCCGUGUGUUUUUAAGGCUUUCUCUAAAAGGCCAGAAGCGAACAUCGAUCUGGAAACGUGGUGCUAUUUUUUCCUUCAGCUCUUCACCCCUUUAAAUCAGGAAAACUGCUUGGUGUUUCUGGAUCUGAGUGAAGGCUCGGGAGAAGCUGAACUACGCGACAUUAUGACCGAAAAAGACACCGGAACAGAAAAUAUAAUAAUAGUGCCUACAAACAGCGCUGCCCAUGGUGCAGUGACUGAACUGGUGACGAGCACUGAUGCACAUGACAUGCCCACACUGCUGCAGGGAGCUGAGAUGAGAUGACAAAUCCUUCCUUGUCAAAGAGCGGAGGUGAUCCGGGAAUUACCCCUCUAUCUCCUUCACACAUCCAGCAAGGUGACACGGACCAGGUGGAAUCUGGAAUGUCUUUUGUGGUGGUAGUUGCUAUCGACUUUGGAACAACAUCAAGCGGUUAUGCUUACGCUUUCACCAAGGAGCCAGAAUGCAUUCACACCAUGAGGCGUUGGGAGGGUGGAGAUCCUGGUGUAUCCAAUCAGAAGACCCCAACCACCAUCCUACUUACUCCAGAUAGAAAGUUCCACAGCUUUGGCUAUGCAGCCCGGGAUUUCUACCACGACCUGGACCCUAGCGAGUCCAAACACUGGCUGUACCUGGAGAAAUUCAAAAUGAAGCUUCAUACCACUGCAAAUCUGUCGACUGAUACUGAGAUCCAUGCAGCAAACGGAAAGCGAGUGAAGGCCCUGGACAUCUUUGCAUAUGCAUUGGCAUUCUUUAAGGAACAAGCAUUAAAGGAGCUCAGUGAUCAAACCGGCAGUGAAUUUGACAACAGUAAUGUGAGAUGGGUAAUCACUGUGCCAGCGAUCUGGAAAAUGCCUGCAAAGCAAUUCAUGAGGGAAGCUGCCUAUAAGUCUGCUCUUGUGUCACGUGAAAACCCAGAACAGUUGAUCAUUGCUUUAGAGCCUGAGGCGGCAUCCAUCUAUUGUCGUAAGCUCCGCCUCCAUCAAAUGGUGGACUUGGGAACACAAACCACCCAGAAUGGUUUCAGCCCCAAUGACAAUGUAGGAAGUGGAAUGACCCAAGUCUCUCCAGCUAAGGAGCAUGUACGGCGCAAUCGACAGAGCCGCACCUUUUUGGUGGAAAAUGUCGUAGGGGAGCUUUGGUCGGAGCUGGAAGAAGGUGACCGUUAUGUGGUAAUGGACUGUGGUGGAGGAACAGUGGACCUGACAGUCCAUCAGAUUCGUCUUCCAGAAGGACAUCUAAAAGAGCUAUACAAGGCAUCAGGUGGACCUUAUGGCUCUAUCGGAGUUGAUUAUGAAUUUGAGAAGUUGCUGUGUAAGAUCUUUGGCCAAGAUUUUAUUGACCAAUUUAAAAUAAAGAGGCCAGCUGCCUGGGUGGACCUGAUGAUUGCAUUUGAGUCUCGGAAAAGAGCAGCAGCUCCUGAGAGAACCAACCCUCUGAACAUUAACCUACCUUUCUCUUUCAUUGACUACUACAAGAAGUACCGGGGUCACAGUGUGGACCAUGCUCUGCGCAAAAGCAAUGUGGACUUCGUUAAAUGGUCAUCUCAAGGGAUGCUGAGGAUGAAUCCAGAUGCAAUGAACACCCUCUUCAAGCCAACCAUCGACCACAUCAUCCAACAUCUCACUGAGCUCUUUGAGAAGCCAGAAGUUAGUGACAUCAAGUUCCUGUUCCUGGUUGGAGGUUUUGCAGAGUCUACCCUGCUGCAGCAAGCUGUCCAGAACAUGCUCCAGGGUCGCUGCAGAAUCAUCAUCCCCCACGAUGUUGGCUUAACCAUCCUGAAAGGGGCUGUGCUGUUUGGCUUAGACCCCAGUGUAAUAAAAGUUCGCCGGUCACCCCUAACAUAUGGAGUAGGUGUCCUCAAUCGCUUUGUGGACAGCAAGCACCCACCAGAGAAACUGCUUAUAAAGGAUGGAACACGCUGGUGCACUGAUGUGUUUGACACAUUCAUUGCUGCUGACCAAUCCGUGGCCCUGGGUGAAAUGGUAAAGCGUAGCUAUACGCCAGCAAAGCCAUCCCAGCAAAUUAUAGUUAUUCAUAUCUACUGCUCAGAAAAGGAGAGUGUAGGGUUCAUCAGUGAGCCUGGGGUCAGGAAGUGUGGGACGCUUCGCUUAGAUGUAAGUGGAACAGAAAGCUCAGCACCACGACGUGAGAUCCAGACCCUCAUGCAGUUUGGUGACACUGAGAUUCGAGCCAUGGCAAUAGAUGUGUCCACUGGACGCACUGUCAAAGCUAGUGUUGACUUCCUGAGCCACUAAGGCUGUGUGAGAGUUUAGCUUUCAGAAUUCUCAAAAGCAGUAGUCAUGAAAAUAAAGCUUCCACUUAACAACUAUUAAUAGCUACUAGAAAUUUGCAAAGUAUAAUAAAAUUCCUUGCUUAGACACUUUUGGUGGAAGAAUGGAGAUACCCCCAAAUGUUGGACUGUGUUAAGGGAUCGAAUAGACAGUUUUAGCCUUCGUCACUGGUUUCCAUGUUUCCAUUUUAUUUACUUAGGAGCUCUGUAGUGUUAAAAGGAAAAAAAAA